GACGAAGAAUGGAAGGAUACAAGCGAACGUACGAUUAUCCGUGCGAGCGCAAUCGGAGGCGAGAUUAUACUGAAAUCCAUGCACGGGAUUCUGCACGUCGGACACGAACGAUCCAGGCGUGAUUCCGCGGAUUGCAAACGACUCUGCCCACUCGCCGUGGGCUGCGCCGUGAAACACGCGAUCGUCACGGACCCGACGAUGGCGUGUCUGUCACUUUCAUUUUCGAACCUGGCUCACGGAACGCUGAAGACAGUGGAUUCGCUUCUCAUCGAAGACUUUGGAAAGUAUGACAAUCUCACGGUCGAAUCUAGAGUAAAAAUGAACUGUCUGUUUACGCCCUGA
Messenger RNA from Heterotrigona itama, 342 nucleotides. Lineage: Eukaryota; Metazoa; Arthropoda; Insecta; Hymenoptera; Apidae. The record is from the annotation of a GenBank genome assembly.